UUACACUCAAAACAGUCAUAUUUGAUUGGCAGCACUUAAAUAAGAACUUUGUAGAAAACAAAAAAAAAAAAUCACAUGUCUGUUUACGAGGCACCUGUGAAAUAGCAUAGAUGUCGGAAACCGGGGAGGAGUGGCAGGUGGCCAGGCGACGAAAAGGCGCAGCGCGGAAAACAAAAUCACUUCAGGUGUCCUCAACAUGCAGCCAGGAGGAGCUGGAUAUCGGGAAAACUGUCAAACGAAUCCGAGACACAGUGUCUGAGCUGAGAUGCGAGGAAUUUUGGCAAGUGUGGAAAGCGGCAGGAUCCGCAGCCCUAUCCAAACCUCCAGAGAACAGGGACACCGAGGGCCCCGCCGACCAGCUGGGGAGCAGCAAAGAUGGCAGACUAUGUCAACAGCUGGAGUGUGUGUGUUAUGGCCUCGGCUCCUUUUCCUCCUGUGUCUCAGCUCGCUUCCAGCUUGCCAUGUUGCUGCUGCUGCUGGAUGCAGGACAGAUCCCACUGAAGGACUGCUCUGUUUAUGAUCCUGCAUUCUCAUCUGGAGAGAGGGCUGUUUUGAGAGAGCUGGGUCUGACUGUACUCACAGAGAAUGAGGAGGGGAAGCGUCUGGCGACUAAGCCCACGCUCUUUUACCUGAUGCAUUGUGGGAAAGCCCUGUACAACAACCUUCUGUGGAAGAACUGGAGUGUGCAAUGUCUUCCUCUGAUGAUACUCAUUGGAAACGGCUUCAAUGGCAUGAUGGACAGAACAGUUGGGAGAGAGUUCCAGCGGGACUACAGCUACAUUGCUCAGGCAGUGUCUGUGUGUGAGGAGAGACGGCUGCCCUGUCCGUCCCGUCUGAUUGACGUCUUCAGUGACACCGCAGUCAUCACCUUUCCCACCGGCAGCCUUAACAGACUCCCACAAUCCACCUGGGCAGAGCCGCCUGAACCACAGUACCAACACUGCUCUGAUCUGGAGAUAAUUCAGAGGGAAACCCAGAGCUGAUACAGGAAAUGGACACUUUUAAUUUUCUAUUGUUUCUAUUUGUAAAAGAUUUUUUUUUAAAUAAAUGAGUCCUGCUUCAAAUUGAGGAUUUAAAAUCUUGCAAUACUCAUGGUAGUUUGUUUUAAGGCCUUAUUUGGAAGCAAAAGGGACCGUUGAGCAUCUAGAACUGGUUCUGCCUGAAGGACCAGUCUUUGUUUGGCCACGCCUCUCAUGCGUUUUGUCCUAAUCACUGGCAGACAUGCUGUUUGAUGAAGAGAGGCAGGGGUUUAAAGAUGUGAUUGGGCCAGCCUAGUGUCAAGAAAAAGACUGAUCGGCUUAUGAGCCGUCAGACAAAAAACAAAAGACCAUUAUUUUGGCCCAAAAGGCACAUUGGCCCACUGAGAAUGUGCCCGGUCUGCCAGCUGGCUAGUGCAGCCCUGUUCCUCAUACUUGCUGGUCAAGCACAUCUCUGGAUAUCCAACACUUUUUCAGUGUUGAAACGUACAUUUCGAAAUACCCUGAACAAAAAGUUCAACUUUAACCUUGUUUUUAUAUGAUGGUUUUCUAAUCUUAGGCAAGGUUGUGACUGUGCAGAAUGAUGUUUUACCAUGGUACACAUCAGUGGCUGUCUGGAAGUAAAGAAAACUGCCUAUGGUAUGUUUUGUAAUGUGAUUGUUAGUAAUGUAUACAAUAUUAGGUGUAGUCAUUUAGAUUUAGAUGAAUCUCCAGUUGAGCUGUUCUGGGCACAUCAAUUGUUUGCAGGUGGUUUGAUAGCAUCUUACCUUAACACAUCAUGUUUACAUGCAACCACACUAUGGGUGCAUGUACCCGAAAAAAGCCACAUCACUGGUAAACCAGAUUAAAAGUUUAUUUUUGAAAAAAACAGCACUCAGCAGUACAACCCUCUCCCAGCAUCAGCAAUAACAUCUACAAAACAAAUACUCAAAACCUCACUCUCUGCUGCUAGCUUCAUAUUCAUUCUAGGAUCCUGGAAGAGUUUUCUAUUACAGCAGUUACUUGGAAAAACUUGACUACAACACUGUUUUCCUGUUUUGAUAUAUUUUCACUCUUCAGCUGUCCCAUUAGCAGUGACUUUAUCUGCUGCUCUGUUCACCGCUGUGUCUUUCCCUCCAUUGGCUUUUGAAACAACAUCUGCCCAGGUUCCUUUGCUCUUAAGGACUGACGGGCUUACAGCGAUGUCACAAGCUCCAUUUAUGUCAUCAUUAACCUCAUCUGACUCAGACUUCAUCGCAGUAACUGUUGCAUCAGAUCCGAUCUCCCCAUUGACUGUGUUGCUGUUUGCGUCAUUUGGUGUGCUGUCCCUGACCUCUGACUCCCCAUUCACUAUCUUGACCUCAGCCUCUGAAGCUGCUCCGUCACUGUCUGCUGCGUCUACAUCUGUUUUCUCCUCAUGCCCGUUCACUUCAGCUGGCUCCACCACAUGACCAUUAACUGAAGCAGUGGCAGCAUUCUUCACCAAGGUCUCUUCCACCAUCUGCUCCUGUUGGCCCUCGCUGGUAUCCUCCACCGCUACGCUUCCUCCAUCCUCUGCUUCCUUCCUGCUUCCUGUUUCUUGAUCUGAGCUUUUCUCUUCUCCAUUCACAGUCUUUGAGGCGACGAGCUCGUCGGUCACUAUGAAUCCCAGUUCUUUUGCCACCGCUGCCUUUAGUUCUUUGUGUUUCUUCCUAUACUCCUGGAGCCCGUCUCUAUGAAAACAAUACAUUCAUGAGUGGCUUCUUACCUAACAGCACACUAUUGAAAUGCACAUACAUGUUGCUGCAGCCAGUUGUGUUUGAAAAGGUGAUUUGAGAUUUUAGUGUACAAUUCUCUAGAGUUUCCAGUUUCUUGUACUAUGUGUUGGGUUUAAAACACAUUUCUUACAUUUUUGUAACAGCAAUAACAGGUGUGAAAUAUUCAAAUGGCCUUUUUAAAGCAUUUUUAAACAUGUAGGUAAAAGUUAUGCCUCGUUUAGUAUUUUAAAGGUUUGAUUUUUAUUCAUAAUUUGCUUUUUUGGGGUAUAGUUUUCAUCAUGGAGAAGGUUAGCAACAAAACAUCCAGAAGAACCAAAAAAGUAUCAAAAAUAAAAGUGCAGAAUGACAACCUUUCAAAGUGUUAUAUCUACUGUAUCAUAAUUGAUUAGCAAUGAUAAAGUCACAUCACAGAUAUAGCAGUAUUUGUUGG
Molecule: messenger RNA, 3143 nt
Organism: Anarrhichthys ocellatus (wolf-eel)
Lineage: Eukaryota; Metazoa; Chordata; Actinopteri; Perciformes; Anarhichadidae
Gene: srrd
Product: SRR1 domain containing
Exons: 6
Coding region: 111-983 (290 amino acids)
Cellular component (GO): nucleus; cytoplasm
Source: RefSeq, a predicted model, not a curated record